AUGGACGACUCUGCUGGCGCGCCUGGCGUGGACAUUGAGCAAGAUUGGGAUUCUUCAUCGGAUGCUUCGACCCCGCGGUCUGCUACUUCUACGAGCACUUUCUUUUCAGACCCGGACUCGCCUGCAUCGUCUAUCGACACCGAGAUGUCUUUUUUUGUCUCUGGGACAGAUGGCGGAAAGCAUUUCUGCAACUCAACAAAUUCCAUCGGCAUCACACCCAACCAUCCUAAUCACACUGUCGUCGGCCAGAAGAUUUACACCGUUGGACAGCUACAAGCCAUGCGCGAUGAACUUACACGAGCUCGCCAUAGACAAGAGUUCCCAACCACGUCAUCAAAUACAGAAGACCCGCAGACCAUCGUCGAGGAUUAUCAGUUCCUUAAGCGACUCCGAGAUAUCCGCGGCGAUCUUCUCAAGCCACCGCCUGCAACAUACAAUCAACUUAAGAUCGAAAUUACGCGCCGCAUCAAGACCCGCGAUGAAGCCGAAGGAGGCUCAACCAAGCUGGAAGAGAUGGACAACCGAGUUCAAAGUUGGAUGGGCUCAAUCAACAAGGAAGCUCGAAUGCUGGAGAUUACGCAGGCCGCACUGCAGCGCAAAGGCAUCAGCAACCCCACACAAGCCGACCUCGACGCCAUCGCGGAGGAGUUCAUGCAGAUCGCCGAGCGGACGCUGCUUGACGUCGCGAAUCCCCUGCGCAUGAACGCCACUCGCAUGGAAGGCAACAUCAAUCGCUUCGACAACCAGCUCAAUGGCCUCUCUGAUCUCAACAGCGCCGUCAACACUUCAAUGAGUGCUCAAGUCAACACACUCAACACCGUCUUGACAAAUCUUCAAACCAACAUGAGCAAUGCUGUCGGAUCCUCCACACAAGCCAUGAGCACAGCAAUGGGAGCACAGCUUUCUACUCUCAACACCAUGCUGUCGACUCAGAGCAGCACGCUUGACGGCUCGCUGAACAUGCUCAACACAUCUCUAAACACCGUCACAUCCGACUUACAAAGGUUGACGGCAAGCUUGCCCAACAUCAUCGCCGCAGCAGCGCAGGCGGCAGUCCAACAGCAACUCGCGAAUACAUCGCACCAGCAUGCUUUUCCGCAACAACAUCACGUCGCCACAGAAGCACCGCCCAGCUACAUCAGGAGUGCUGCCUCGAUACAUUUCCCACCGACACCCACCACUCCUCUUCCAGUAUAUUAUCACACCACCCAGGAAACAAAUCAAGACAUGAGCCAACAGGACGGCAAGAGGUUACAAACGGGGCGCGCGCCAGCAUCCACAUCAAGGUUAAGGAGGUUUUUCGUAAGGAUCACCAGGAUAUGGGGUUUCAAGACAAGGAAAUGUCAAAAGGAAGGGAUACUGGCAUAA
Colletotrichum siamense is the source of this 1368-nucleotide messenger RNA. RefSeq lists its product as uncharacterized. The coding region runs from base 1 to 1368 and encodes 455 amino acids. NCBI's taxonomy places the organism in Eukaryota, Fungi, Ascomycota, Sordariomycetes, Glomerellales, Glomerellaceae. The record is from RefSeq and is a predicted model, not a curated record. The transcript has a single exon.